GACUGCAGGAAGCAACCAGGCAUCUCUAAGGACAGCUAAAAUGGGGUCCUCGCUAGAAGGACCCAUCGCAGAAGUAAACAAAAAAGAUGUCGAGCUAAUUAUCAAUUAACCAUCGAUUUUGGCUGAGGGCACUUGGUUGUAAGGUGUUAUUUCUCACGACAAGAUGGAAGAAGACCCCGAACUGGAAAAGCGUGCAGUGGAGGAGCUCCUCCGGGAGAAUGACCGGGCUCGGGUGAGAGCAGAGACCAUGGGCCCUGCAGGAUGGUUGAAGUGUCCCCUGGGGAGCACCAACAAGCGUUUCCUUCUAAACACCCUGCGCUCCACGGGCCUGCAGAGGCGCACCAGCGAGCCCAGAGCCGGACAGUCCUCCACAAGAGGGCGCCUGAGGAGAGGCGACUCCCCAGAUAGAAGCAGAGACCGCAGCAGAACACCUCCCAGAGAUCACAGGAGUAAAGGAGGACACACAGACCAUAAACACCAUCAUAGGGACAGCUGCAAUAACAAAGAUAAGAGGCAUGAGAAGGAAAAAGAGAGGAGUUACAGGCACAGAGAGAACAGAGAGUGGAGACAUGAGAGGGACGACAGCCAGAACAGAGACACAGACAGACUUUAUAAUGAGCUGUCCUGGAGAGGAGCACUGCUUUUAUAUAUGACACUCCUCCUACAGGGAGUGGACUCUCAAGACUGAGUUGUGACCAGACCUCACAGAGCUGCUGUGUACAGGUGGCCUGGUGGAAUAUGGAAAGAAAAAAAAGAGCCAGACGGGACAUUUAUUUUUAGUUCUUAAGCCUGCUGAGGGAGCAGGAUGGACAAACUGUUUAUUUUUGGAUAAUUUGGUGGAUAUUAUUGAGCAUAGACAAAAAAACAGUCUUUUUGGUACUCUGUUUUUCUUUUGGCAGAUUUACCUCUAAAUCUACAGAAAAAAAAAUAUGGAGGAACUUUUAUAGUUUAGGUAAUUUUAGUUUUAAUAAAACUCUAAACAAAU
Notolabrus celidotus (New Zealand spotty) is the source of this 985-nucleotide messenger RNA. Its product is annotated as protein POLR1D. Lineage: Eukaryota; Metazoa; Chordata; Actinopteri; Labriformes; Labridae. The record is from RefSeq and is a predicted model, not a curated record.